ACCACUCUCUCUUGUGCUAUAUUUAUGAUUCUACUCAGAGACCCUUUCACGCUUUCCUAUUCCUCUUUAGAGUACUUUGAAACUCCUUUCAACUCUUUGAUCAGUUCACACUACAAGAUCCAAACACAUAUCAGCUGUCCCUGCUUUUUAAAUUCCCUUCUUCCCACUCUAUUACACUGUUGUACCAUUUGUACUGAUAUUCCUCAGGAACAGAAAUGGGAGAUGAGGAAAUGGUAGCCAAAGUUGGAGAAAGCCAAACAGAAGAUGCAUCAAGAGUUUUUCCAUGUCUGUUCUGUUCAAGAAAGUUUUACAGUUCUCAAGCUUUAGGAGGGCACCAAAAUGCUCACAAGAGAGAAAGAACAGCUGCAAGGAAGGCCAAGAGGGCUUCUGAGUACUCGUGUGUUUCCUUUCCUUCCCCAAUGCCAACCCCUAUGGUUUUUGCUCCAACCCAUCUAGACCUUUUAAAUCCUUCAGUGUUAAUCACUGCUCACUCAGCAAGACUCCCUUGUCUCCCAAGCCAUCAGAUUUCAGAACAAUUUGGAUCAAAUGGUGCACCUAGAUUUGGCAAUGCUCUGUUUUAUGGGGAAAGUAGGUUUCAUGAUGAUGGGAAGAGCUGCAACUACGACUGGGGGGACACAUCUCAACAUAUACCACAGAUAAGUAGCAAUCAAAAUCUUGGAAAUAAUGGUACAGAGAAAGAUCAAAAGCUUGAUUUAUCUCUCCAUUUGUAGACUAUGUAUAGACUGGAAAUGAGAUGCAUUUUUCUGAGAGCUAGGGAAUUGCGGGACUAGUUUUUUUCGGCCAACUGUUAGUGUUAGUCUUGGUAUUGAAUAAUGGUUUCCAUUUUUCGGAUUAAUAUUUGUA
This is a messenger RNA of Cajanus cajan (pigeon pea), 864 nucleotides long. RefSeq names its product protein LATE FLOWERING. Gene Ontology annotation, biological process: negative regulation of abscisic acid-activated signaling pathway. NCBI's taxonomy places the organism in Eukaryota, Viridiplantae, Streptophyta, Magnoliopsida, Fabales, Fabaceae. The record is from RefSeq and is a predicted model, not a curated record.